Messenger RNA from Drosophila ananassae, 2522 nucleotides. RefSeq lists its product as uncharacterized. NCBI's taxonomy places the organism in Eukaryota, Metazoa, Arthropoda, Insecta, Diptera, Drosophilidae. Gene Ontology annotation, biological process: mesoderm morphogenesis. Gene Ontology annotation, molecular function: heparin binding; growth factor activity. The coding region runs from base 263 to 1078 and encodes 271 amino acids. The transcript has 5 exons. Gene Ontology annotation, cellular component: extracellular region. The record is from RefSeq and is a predicted model, not a curated record.
AGGACAUUGGUGAUUGAAUAAACAUUGAGGCAGCCCAACCCAGGUGUCUGACUUCCCCUUUAAAUGAGUCAUGAUAAAAAUAUUGUUUGGAGGAGGGGGGCGAGAAUAUCUGUGAAAUAAUUUAUGAGCCUUCAAUGGAGCGCCGGCAGCUUGCAGGACACUUAUUAUCAGGACAGAAGCCAGAGUCAGAACCAGAAGCAGAGCCAAAAAGCUACUUGGCCAUCACAGCAUUCGCGUUAAAAAUAGAAUGUAAAAUAUUUAUAUGCAGAAACAUGCGCAGCAGCUCAUUGAUAAAAGCCCAGGAAUUGCUGCGCGCACUCUCUCUCUUGAGAGAAAGGGCUGGCUGGAGCAUAGAAUCCUGCAGGAUAUUAUACAUGCCGUGGCCUUUUAUGCUGCUGUCCUUAUAUCUUCCCAUUCAGUUUCGAAGAGUCGCGCAUCGAGAGCAGUUGGAUCACAAAAUCAGAAUCGUUCUGGAGUUGUUUUGUGUGUAUAUCUAACGCAUCCAAAGCAGAGUCACACCAUGAGACAUAAUUAUAACGCGAUUUUGCUGGCAGCGUUUCUGACAUGGUCGGGGGUAUUGUGUAGCACAGUUGUGGCCACCACAGAGGGCCAAGAAACCCCUCUGGCACUUCCGGUGGCUGAGCAGACCCAGCCCACCACAGCCAUCCAGGGGGAGGUGUGGGAGGAGGACGAUCACGAGGUCCUUAUCCGAAACGAGCGUGGCACCAAGAGUGAUGGCCUGUCCUGCCGAUAUGGCAAGAAUCCUUGGACCGAGUGUGAUACAAAGACCAAUACGCGAUCCAGGACCUUGACUCUAAAGAAGGGAGAUCCAGCAUGCGACCAAACGCGUACUAUUCAGAAGAAAUGUAAAAAAGCUUGCCGGUAUGAGAAGGGUUCCUGGUCGGAGUGCGCCACUGGACAGAUGACCCGGGCCGACAAAUUGAAGGCCAGCAGUGAUCCUUCCUGCGAAGCAACGCGAGUCAUCAAGAAGAACUGCAAGCCCGGCAAGUCCAAGGAUAAGAGUGCCAAAGAGCAGCGCAAGAACAAGGACAAAGCCGCUCGCAAAGGACGCGUUUAAGUGAUUUCGUAACCUAUUUAAUUUAAACUCUCAAACCCGUGUUGGUUUGCAGCCUUGCAAACGAUUUAAGUUGAUAAUGAUUUUUUAAUAUAUUUAUAAAACAGAUAAAUCGUAAUGACAUUAACUGUCUGCUAUGUAUACCCGUAAAGCAUUUUAAUUAAAUGCACAUAUUGAUUAAAUGUUGUAGUUUGGUUUCCAAGCAAACGAUACACUUAAUAUAAACAGCAGUACGUUCAAUUGUAAAACAUAAUAGUAACUUUUGCGAAAUUAAAAACAUAUUUAUGCAAUGCAAAAUAAAAGAUAUAUUCAUACAAUACCAUACAUACAUAAAAUACCCGAAAAUAAUUUAGUUUAUUCCAAAGACAACAAAAUACAUACAGAAUACAGAAAGCAUAAAUAAAUUAAAGUAAUUCCCUUUAAAAAAUUAUGAUAACAAAACAAAAACCAAAAAAAAACCAGCAGUCUGACAUUUUAAACCGCAACCCGAGACUUGUCACAGAAAUUUAGCAGAGUUGUUCUUCAAUUGAAUUUUGAAAUAAUAUUAACCGUAAAUCUAAAAACAAAACAUUUAAUCAGAUUAUUGGUGUAAAAUUUUUUGGCAAAUAUCAGCUUCCGAUUCUGAUCUCAAGAAAAAGCAGAACGAUGCUAUAUAUUGCGAAAAUGGAAACCAACAACGGAAAUUGAAUAAUGAAAUCAAAGAAAAACCGGUAAGAAGUUUGUCAUUCGCAGAUAAUAAAUAAAUAAAUUAAAAACCAAAAACACUUAGUGUAAAUAUUGUAAAAAAAAAAACAAAAAAUAUAAAAACCCUACUAUAAUGUAUGUACGAAUGAGGCAGGAUUGGCGAUCCUUCGCCCGUAUCCUUGCUGCAUUGUAGGCGAUUGGCAUUUUAAAGUAGUUUACAACUCAUUUUCACUGGAAAUUUUGAUUCCAUCUUCGCCAAGAAAAAUAAAAGAAAUAAAAAAUAAAAAAAAAUUUAAAAAAACACACUUGUCGAAGUACCGACAUACAUACAUACAUAUUCGUACAUAUUUUGAUCCAAAGUUGUACCAUUUCCAAGAUAUGGUUUACCUUUUUAACAAAAACAUAUAAACUUAGAACGUUAACUACGACUUAAUGUAUUUGCCUGUAAGCAGUUUUACAACAUACCCCUUACUAACUUACAGCAAAAAAGAAACAAAAACAGAAAAACAGAAACAUAAACAGAAAAGCUCGCUCACAGCAUGCAAAUCCACACACAAAAAACCCAUCAUCCCUAGGGGUUUUUUUUAUUCCACAAGGACGAGAGGAGCAAAUACACAAAACCACUUUUUCCCAAAAGAAAAACUAAAAAAUAAAAAAUUAUGUGAAAUUUGUUUACGUACGUAUACAUGCAGACGCAUACAAUAUAAGAAAACAAAAACAAAAAGUAACUGAACUUUAAUAAAUACAAAUAUUACGGAAAAAA